AUGAAUCGACGAGUUUGCGGAGUAAGGCUCGUCUGGCCGGAUCAGGCGACGUGGCCAUGUCGGCCGCCUGCCUGAGUGUUAUGCUGAGCAGGGAAGGGAAACCCGAAGGGCUCUUCGACGGCUGGGACGCCAUCGGGAAAUCGAAAGAGACCUUGGAAGGGGUCAAGGGUUUUUGCCCGAAGCAGCAGCAGCGGUUUCACGAAGCACCCUAGGCAAGAUUUGCGAGCUUGCUAUUGAGCUCGCAGAUGUCCUCAGCCUGAACACGACGCGCCAUUACACUGCCAAUGUUUCUGCCUGUGCUGUGUGUGUGCCUGCAGGUGGAGAUCUACACCGCUGGGCCGAUCUGCGCCAUUUCCGUGUGUGGUUCUGCGACUGGUGCUGGCGGCCAGAGAUCUCAACGAUUCCACGGUGGCGGCGGCCUGCACAUGCUCGCCAUGGCGCUGCUCGGCAUCGGCAGCACGGCAACAUCGCUGACAUCAAAUCCACCAGGCCGCGAACCUCAGCCAUCCGGCCACAUCAUCCUGCUGAGGCGCUCUUUGCAGUGCGAAUAAGUCGGUGAUGGCUGGUGGGAUCGGAUCGAGGUGCCGAGAAGGAGGACGCAUUUUCGCCCGCAAAGGACUGCAUCUGGACCGACGUCGUGUGGGCUGUCUAUCGGUGUACUCAUCUUGUCCUGGAAGCCCCCGUCAGCCGACAUCGAGACAGAUCGCUUCGGGCGCUGGACGCGACACCAAC
This is a messenger RNA of Vitrella brassicaformis, 732 nucleotides long. NCBI's taxonomy places the organism in Eukaryota, Vitrellaceae. The record is from the annotation of a GenBank genome assembly.